Cynara cardunculus var. scolymus (artichoke) is the source of this 1896-nucleotide messenger RNA. RefSeq names its product pentatricopeptide repeat-containing protein At4g38150. Gene Ontology annotation, molecular function: protein binding. The record is from RefSeq and is a predicted model, not a curated record. Bases 25 to 1278 code for a protein of 417 amino acids. Lineage: Eukaryota; Viridiplantae; Streptophyta; Magnoliopsida; Asterales; Asteraceae. The transcript has a single exon.
CAAUCCCAUGCCAAACACCCCUCAAUGUUUCUCGAUAAGGGUUUAGGGUUUAUAGGAGUUGCGAAAAUGGCGAUGAUGAUGAAAGGGUUUAAGAUUUCGAAGCUAAUUUGUUUCACCAUUUCUGAUUACAGUCGUCAGCACCAAUCUCUUGGUCGAACUCGUCAUCAUGUAGAUUCGCCAUUGUUCAGAUUGUUUUCUUCUUCAUCAUAUAAUAAUAGGUCUAACGAUGGUGGUCGACCACCACCACCAAGACGACGCUCCGGCAGCACAUCAGAUCGUCCGCCAUCUUCAUCACGACUUUCUGGUUUCAUUGACGGUAAUGAUGACCGCGGCGCCGGUGACAAUAGGGGACGAGGACACGGAGGUGGAAGAAGGGAUUUUGACACCAACCGGAAACCUAAUUACCAAAAUCAUGGUGAGUAUAGGCCGAGUAACAGAGCAUCAUAUGAAGUAAACAAUACCGAUCAUCGAAAAUCAGAAAGUAAUAGCUGUUAUGUCCCAUUUGAUGAUGAUGAACAGAAACCCCCAAUUUCCCCUCGUCGAGGAGUUAACGAUAAUAAGAUUCAGGAUGUUGAUGGGUUUCUCGAUAGGUUUAAGCUUGGAUUUGAUCAAGAAAACAAGCCAAAUUCUGACAAAUUGGAUAGCAGCAGGGGUACCGGAGAGGGAGAAGCAGUGGCUGAAGCACCACCACCAUCACCGCCACCUCCUCCGCCACCAGAAGAUGCUGAUGAAAUAUUCAGGAAAAUGAAGGAAACUGGACUGAUCCCAAAUGCAGUAGCAAUGCUUCAUGGUUUGUGCAGUGAUGGAUUGGUUCAAGAAGCAAUGAAGCUGUUUGGUUUAAUGCGUGAAAGAGGAUCUAUUCCUGAGGUGGUUGUAUACACAGCAGUUGUGGAAGGCUUCUGCAAGUCUCAGAAACCCGAUGAAGCCAUGAGAAUUUUCAAGAAAAUGCAGAACAAUGGUAUUGUACCCAAUGCAUUUAGUUAUGGAGUCCUGGUUCAAGGUUUAUAUAAAGGGAAAAGGUUAGAUGAAGCUCUUGAAUUUUGUGUGGAGAUGGUGGAGGCUGGUCAUUCACCUAACUUGGCUACAUUUACGGGUUUGGUAAACGGGUUUUGUAGGGAAAGGGGUUUGGAAGCUGCUGAAACCAUGAUUAAUAAUUUGAAAGAGAAAGGGUUUGGAUUUGAUGAGAAAGCUGUAAGAGAGUUCAUGGAGAAGAAAGGCCCAUUCUUGCCUUUGGUUUGGGAGGCAAUCCUUGGAAAGAAAAGUUCACAAAUGUUCUAAUCUUAGCUAUUGUUGUCAAAACUUCUACAAAGUUGCUUCAGCAAGAAGUUUGUGGUUUCUUAUUCCUGAACUUGUUAUUUAUGCAUCAGUGCAAGAGUAGUUGAUUAGUUGAUAUUGAAAACUGAAUCUUGAUUAUAAUACAUAGAGUUAGCUUAAGAAACUUGAUAAUGGUGAAGUUGUAAGCUGAUAAGCUAUCCUUGUGGCCUUGUGGCUAUGGAGGUUACCAACUUUAGACCAUUAGUUGUCACAUGGGGAUUUGUGGAGCUUUUUUUGGGAUUUUUAGUCUAAUCAGGAUUUCCAAAAAAAUUCAGAUUGGACUGUUUUCGGGUCAGGCAUGUCCCUAAAAUUUCGGUCUAACUGGGCUUCAGGCUCACUAGGACCGAGGCUGGACCAGCUUUCGGACUUGAGCUUUUUGUGCAUCUCUACCUUGAAUGCAUGAAAACCGUUCGAAAAUUUUGAUAUGGUCAUAUGAACGUUAGAGAAUAUUUUCUUUAAAUUUGAACAUUGGAUACGUUCCGAUUUCCGAUGAGUAUUUUGGGAAAAAGAUGUAUAACUUUGGAGUAAAUUUUUUAAUAAUUGCACAAUUAGAUUUAGAGCAUAUAUUUGAUGUAUUUAACU